AUGGCUAAGGUUUCUCAAGACGUUUCAUCCGACAGAUUCAAGUCGAGAAAGGCUUACUUCACCGCUCCUUCUUCCGUUAGAAGAGUGAUGAUGUCUGCUCCAUUGUCAAAGGAUUUAGUUGAAAAAUACGGAGUGAAGAGACUUCCAGUCAGAAAGGACGACAAAGUUCUCAUCGUCAGAGGUUCCAAGAAGGGCCAGGAAGGUACUAUUUCUUCUGUUUACAGAUUGAAGUUUGUUAUUCAGCUUGAAAAGUUGACCAGAGAAAAGCGUAACGGUGCUGCCGUUCCAAUCAACAUUCACCCAUCUAAGGUCGUCAUUACAAAGUUGCACUUGGACAAGAACAGAAAGGCUCUCAUUGCUAGAAAGGGUGGCAAGGUUGACGAAGAGUAA
Molecule: messenger RNA, 390 nt
Organism: Brettanomyces bruxellensis
Lineage: Eukaryota; Fungi; Ascomycota; Pichiomycetes; Pichiales; Pichiaceae
Gene: RPL26A
Product: 60S ribosomal protein L26A
Exons: 2
Coding region: 1-390 (129 amino acids)
Biological process (GO): ribosomal large subunit biogenesis; cytoplasmic translation
Cellular component (GO): cytosolic large ribosomal subunit; ribosome
Molecular function (GO): RNA binding; structural constituent of ribosome
Source: RefSeq, a predicted model, not a curated record